This is a messenger RNA of Aspergillus nomiae NRRL 13137, 387 nucleotides long. RefSeq lists its product as uncharacterized. The transcript has 2 exons. The coding region runs from base 1 to 387 and encodes 128 amino acids. Lineage: Eukaryota; Fungi; Ascomycota; Eurotiomycetes; Eurotiales; Aspergillaceae. The record is from RefSeq and is a predicted model, not a curated record.
AUGAAACUUCUGACGGUCGCAUUUUCCCUUCUUCUUCUUGGGCAAGUCAAUGCCAGUCCUUUAGUACUCGACAAAAGGACUUCCUGCCAGGUCGGUGGCAUUGAUAAGAUCGGUGCUGCGGACGCGGCCUGCAGUGCUUCGGUUGUCAACCUAACGAUCAAGCAGUGGCGCGGAUCUAACAGGAGUAGCCUUGAAAUCUGCCGAGGCUGUACCCUUGAGGCUCGCUGCUUUGAGCUCCAAAGCAAUAAUAACCUACACAAUUGCUCGAAUGGAAUGAAUUCUGGGUCCUCGAUUCAAGUCGACACUCUGAUUUUCCGGAACCUUUUGCCAUCCGCUCCUGUAUUGAAACGUAAUAAUGCGUCAACUCACUCAGCUUAUGCUAUUUAA